This is a messenger RNA of Talaromyces marneffei, 1098 nucleotides long. RefSeq lists its product as uncharacterized. NCBI's taxonomy places the organism in Eukaryota, Fungi, Ascomycota, Eurotiomycetes, Eurotiales, Trichocomaceae. The transcript has 7 exons. The record is from RefSeq and is a predicted model, not a curated record. The coding region runs from base 1 to 1098 and encodes 365 amino acids.
AUGCCGUGGACCGUCGCCAAUUUCAUUGCCCUUGCGGUGGUCUUUAUGCUCCUUGCAACCGUCUCCGUUGCUUUGAGAUUCUGGGCUCGGACGAAUUCCGAGGCUAGGUUUGGUGUCGACGAUGCUUUGAUUAUACCGGCAGCUAUAUGUGUAGUAGGAAUGGCUGUAACGAUGAUUGUAGGAACGCAAAUCGGAGAGAUGGCACAACACCAAACAAAUGAAUAUGAUUCCAAUGGGCCAGUAUAUACGCAAACUCUAGCCAACUAUGAGAAAUGCAAUUACAUUCUCCAACUCCUGCCACUGGCGUCACUGGGUUUCAGCAAGACGUCCGUCUUGUGCUUUUACCGUCGAAUCUUCUUUAUCAAUUCCCGAUUCUUGAUUUGGAAUACGGCCCUGAUGGUGAUCGUCGUGCUCUGGGCGGUCUCGUUCUUCUUCGCCACGGCAUUCCAAUGCAGAGACCCUACCAUCCUCUGGACAACUUUUGAAUAUGCAAGAACGAACUGCGUCGAGACUAUACCAUUCUACUACGCUGUUUCGAUCAGUGGGUUCAUUACCGAUAUCAUGAUAUUAGCCUCGCCUCUUCCCAUCAUCUACCGAUUGCAACUACCCCUGACAAAUCGCAUUGCCAUAGCAGGCAUAUUUUUACUAGGAGCCAUUGUUUGUGGCGCAGGAAUUGGACGCUUCGUGACCUUUGUCAACAUUGGCCACGGCAUCUUCGCCAAUAUCAACGAUAUCACUUACUUUACCACACCGGUAUUUGCAUGGACUAUUAUUGAGAGCUCUCUCGCUGUAGUCGGAGCAAACCUCCCAGUCUUCCGACCGCUGCUCUUGAGGAUGAGGGCCUAUACAUCUCAGUUCUCCUCUCCUCCCUGGUCACGGAUUCCUCUCUUCUCAACCCGCUUCUCACGCUCGAGUAGGGGUUUCUCUCUUCAUGAGGUUUACGAAUCAGAUCCCCCUAUUCGGCUCCUGGGCACAAGUAUAUCAAACCAGGAUCCUCCACUCAAGAAGCAAGAUACUUCUCAUCAGAAUGAACAGACGGAGCCACCAUCUGUAGACAGAGGCUUGGAUAACCCUGUGCAUGAAAACACUGUUACAUAG